Messenger RNA from Drosophila ficusphila, 783 nucleotides. RefSeq names its product endothelial differentiation-related factor 1 homolog (gene mbf1). Gene Ontology annotation, cellular component: nucleus. The transcript has 4 exons. Lineage: Eukaryota; Metazoa; Arthropoda; Insecta; Diptera; Drosophilidae. The record is from RefSeq and is a predicted model, not a curated record. Gene Ontology annotation, molecular function: DNA binding.
GCCAUUUAUACAUUUUAUGCGCUCUGGCAGCACUCGAGCUCGAACAACACCAACUGAGAGAUAGUUCUGGAAUUUCGUAGAUUUAAUUAAUAAUAAAAACAGAUUAAGCAACGCAAAGCAGGCAUUAUGUCGGACUGGGACUCUGUGACUGUUCUGCGGAAAAAGGCACCGAAAUCGUCAACCCUGAAGACGGAAUCGGCUGUAAACCAGGCACGCCGUCAAGGAGUCGCCGUUGAUACCCAACAGAAAUAUGGUGCUGGCACCAACAAGCAGCAUGUGACCACCAAGAACACUGCCAAACUAGACCGCGAAACCGAGGAGCUGCGCCACGACAAGAUUCCACUCGAUGUGGGCAAGCUCAUCCAGCAGGGACGCCAGGCUAAGGGCCUCAGCCAGAAGGACCUUGCAACCAAAAUCUGCGAGAAGCAGCAAGUGGUGACUGACUACGAGGCCGGACGCGGCAUCCCAAACAACUUGAUCCUGGGCAAGAUGGAGCGCGUGCUUGGCAUGAAGCUGCGCGGCAAGGAGCGCGGCCAACCAAUAGCGCCUCCCGGUAAGAAGUGAGACGAUGCUGCCGCGUCUGCUGCCAGUGGUGCUCCGCACAUAAACACCUCAGCACGCGGCGCCAGACAACAGAGCCAUCAACAACCGGAUUCUGGAGGCUGGAGCACAGUAAGCGGCAGACGCAAAUGAAGCAUUAUCGGGAGGCUGGCGAACCAAAUCAAUUCGGGUCAAACAGCAGCAGCUGCGGUCGCAGCAAAUCAGAAGCAAAAAAAAACCCAA